Messenger RNA from Kockovaella imperatae, 1735 nucleotides. RefSeq lists its product as hypothetical. The coding region runs from base 74 to 1333 and encodes 419 amino acids. The record is from RefSeq and is a predicted model, not a curated record. The transcript is spliced from 8 exons. Gene Ontology annotation, molecular function: single-stranded DNA binding. Lineage: Eukaryota; Fungi; Basidiomycota; Tremellomycetes; Tremellales; Cuniculitremaceae. Gene Ontology annotation, biological process: DNA damage response.
CGAGGAGUAGCUUGAUGACGAGCAAGGGCGUGUUUCGUCACUGUACGGCCCUCGUGAACGAGCAUUAAGAAUUAUGUGCGGGCGGUAUGCCCUUGCGUUAUCCAACGAAGAACUUUACGAUGGAUUACAGAAUCAACUACCCCAACUAUUCCAACGUGGUCGACCACGCUGGGAACGAGAGCAGGACUACAGACCAAACUAUAAUGUAGCUCCACGUCAACGUCAACCUAUCAUUCAUCGGGAUCGCGAUUCUGGUGAGGCAGUAAUCGAGACCAUGCAAUGGGGUUUAAUUCCUCAUUGGACGAAACAUCCUCCUAGUGGACCUAUGAACACGAUCAAUGCCAGAUCGGAGUCACUCCUUGACCCUGCGUCAGGAGGAAUGUGGCACGCUCUAAAAGGGUACAAACGAUGUAUUAUCCCUGCUCAAGGCUAUUACGAAUGGCAAAAGAAGGCCAGCAGCAAAGUUGCCCACUUUACUCGUCUACCCCUUGGGAAGCAAGACACCAACGCAUCUCCGCCGCUCAUGUUCUUUGCCGGUUUAUACGAUACGGUCGAAUAUGUAUCGCCGGUCGAAUCUCGAUUUCAACCUCGCGAAGGGGACGAUCGUGAACCUUAUCCGACUGGUAAUCCUAUCCCUCUAUCAACCUAUACGAUCCUGACGACUGUACCUGCCAAGGACAUUUCUUGGCUACAUGAUCGGAUGCCAUGUAUCUUGAAAGAUUGGGAGGACAUUGAGAGGUGGUUGGACCUUGGAAAGGUUAAAGGUUGGGAGGAUGGUAAGGGCGGCACGGGAUCGUUGCUGAAGGGUACACAAGGACUCGAUUGUUUUCCAGUCCCACCGGAAGUCGGCAAGAUUGGUACCAAUUCGCCCACGUACAUCCAGCCUGUAUCUGAGCGAUCAGACGGUAUCAAGUCUUUCUUCCAAAAGCAAACGUCAUCACCCGCCAAAAAGACAGGUACCGGCAAGUCGGCAGAGGUAGUGAAGAAGGAGGAUCCGGACCAGGACGUCAAACCAACAUCCCAAUCGAAUACACCGGAUGCUUCUCCCAUGUCCGACGAUGUCAAACCAAAGGUUGAGAGCAAAUUAGAUCCAGAGAUAGGAGAUGAUUCGAACGCACCGAACGAAGCCCCUCCGGACGGGGUAGUCAAGAAAGAAGCGCAGACUCCGGGUAAGCGGAAACGGGGAAAGAGCGAGGAUCCCGUAGACGAGGACGCGGAGACAACUCAGGGUCUCGCCAGGGAACGCAAAGGAGGCCAUCAGACCAAAGUUACCAGAAAAAGCGAAUCCGAGGGCUCAAAGGAGCAACCUUCCAUUACUGCGUUCUUCAAAUGACCAAGUAAGGUCAAGCCCGAGCCAGUCCCGAAGUCCAAACCCAAAUCUACAAAGAAGCGUUGAAUACAUUCAAGCACUCAUGGCUUUGGUCUGUUUUGGGCGCUGAACCUGCGACAAUUAAACCUUCGUCAAUAAUUGUCGCCUCGCCAAAAGGACGUCGGGAGCAAGGGAGAGUCGCCCCGACUAUAGGUAAGAUUUCUCGAGCCGAUCUCUGCAGGACUGCUCGCAUCUCCUGGAAGACCAGAUCCGAAGGGUAACAGGAGCACCCAAGGUCCCCUUGUGGUCUCUGUAUCGUAUCCCGCCAUCAAUGUCUGUAGUUGUACGAGACGACGUUGUUAUGUACAUGACCUCAAUUUCAGUGCCACGGACGAUAGUUUGAUGCAAAAUGAAAAUGUUCGAAAG